Messenger RNA from Penicillium bovifimosum, 1125 nucleotides. RefSeq lists its product as uncharacterized. Gene Ontology annotation, cellular component: anaphase-promoting complex. Lineage: Eukaryota; Fungi; Ascomycota; Eurotiomycetes; Eurotiales; Aspergillaceae. The record is from RefSeq and is a predicted model, not a curated record. The coding region runs from base 1 to 1125 and encodes 374 amino acids. Gene Ontology annotation, biological process: anaphase-promoting complex-dependent catabolic process. The transcript has 2 exons.
AUGCAGACACUUUUUUCCAUCACCCCUCGCGAUUCCCACGAACUUUGGUUCGGAGCUCCCCAAUAUGGUUCAUCCUCUGAGCAUCAACUCGGCGACCAUACCGCCGCGAAUCAUCUCGCCCGUCGAAAUGCCAACAGCAUGCCCAGUAGCCAUCGCGCCUUCAUGCCGUCCCGCUCUUCUGCCAACACAAUCGCCGCCCUAGCUGCGGAGGAACGCGUGUUACGAGCGCGCAAAUCAAACAUCGCCACGUUCGGAUACUCGUGGAUUAGACCGGCGGGAUGCCCGAAAACAAUGCUCGGCAUGAAAGAGGAGCAGGAGGAGCGUGAGGAGGCGCUGCAGGCUGCUGCGGCAGAGAUGGAGGCCGCCGAGGGGGAAGCAAUUAUGGAUGAUGACACGGCUAUGCAGAGAGGGGAAGGGGAGGAAGAGGAUGAGGGUAUGGACCGAGAUUUAGAUGACGAUAUCCCAAAUGCCGAGGCGGAGGCCUCUGGUCUUGUUGAGGAAGGCGAAGAAGGGCUCGAGGAAGAUGAUAUCGGUGACGAGGAUGGAUACAUGGAGCGUGACUUGGAUGAUGAUAUUCCCGAAGGGUUCCCGGAUGAUGACUACGAGGGCUCUGGCCUUUAUGAUGAUGAUGACGAAGAUGAUGAGGACUUUGACAAUCAGCCUGAUCUAGAUGCGGAAAUCCCUGCUGCUGACGGCGAGGGUAUGAGUGAAGGUAUGACGCGCGACCUGGACGACGAUAUUCCCGAUGCUGGGGAACAAGGCUCUGAGCAAGAAGGGGAAUGGCAGCAUACAGACAGCGAGGAAGAGCUGAGUGAUGAGGAUGAUGGGGAAGGACCUAGUUUUAUUCAGGCUAGGUACAGCGACAACUUGAACUUCCGCACCAGCACGCCGAACACUCGGACCGGCUUACCGCCUCCUCCGACUCUAUCUCGUGAGACCGAAACUGAAGCCCAGCGCCGUUUCAUCAACCGCUGGAGUGGGGGAGGCGACGCGUUUGACUCCAGCAGUAUGCUCUAUAGUGACGAGGACCUGCGUGCCUCCAUGACCAGUCAAGGCAGUCGACGAAGCGGAUUUGUGCGGAGGUUCCCUCGCCACAUUGGUGGUCCUAGGGAUAGCCUGACCUAA